UUGCCGCAGUUCUCCCGAGAGGAAAGCGCCCGGAGCAAUCACUGGUGGCGGAGGCUCUGUGCUCUGGUGUCUGCCUCACGGAAACCGGCCUCCCCGUCCCAGAAGGUCUUCAGGACAGACGCACUUCGUCACGUACAUGUAUCAUAUUUUGACUAAAAAUACAACAGUAACAGAUCACAACCGCAACCUGCUGGUGGAGACCAUUCGUUCCAUAACAGAGAUCCUGAUCUGGGGGGAUCAGAAUGACAGCUCAGUGUUUGACUUUUUCUUGGAGAAGAAUAUGUUUGUGUUCUUCCUGAACAUCCUGCGUCAGAAGUCUGGUCGUUAUGUGUGUGUGCAGCUGCUGCAGACUCUGAACAUCCUUUUUGAGAACAUCAGCCAUGAAACAUCCCUGUACUACCUGCUCUCUAAUAACUAUGUGAAUUCUAUUAUUGUCCACAAAUUCGACUUUUCUGAUGAGGAGAUCAUGGCAUAUUACAUAUCAUUUUUGAAAACUCUUUCCCUGAAACUCAAUAAUCAUACUGUACAUUUCUUUUAUAAUGAGCACACUAAUGACUUUGCUUUGUACACUGAAGCUAUUAAAUUUUUUAACCACCCCGAAAGCAUGGUCAGGAUUGCUGUUAGGACUAUAACUUUAAAUGUCUACAAAGUGGACAACCAGCCUAUGCUGCAUUACAUUCGAGAUAAAACUGCAGUUCCUUAUUUCUCCAACCUUGUCUGGUUUAUUGGCAGCCACGUGAUAGAACUGGAUAACUGUGUGCAGACUGAUGAAGAGCACAGAAAUAGGGGCAAACUGAGUGACCUGGUAGCAGAACAUCUUGAUCAUUUGCAUUACCUUAAUGAUAUCCUUAUCAUUAAUUGUGAAUUUUUAAAUGAUGUGCUGACAGACCACCUACUUAAUAGGCUCUUUCUUCCCCUCUACGUGUACUCAUUAGUAAAUCAAGACAAGGGUGGAGAGCGUCCAAAAAUAAGUCUCCAGGUUUCUCUCUAUCUUCUUUCUCAAGUUUUUCUGAUUAUACAUUAUGCUCCAUUGGUGAACUCCUUGGCUGAGGUUAUUCUCAAUGGGGACCUCUCAGUGUUUUCUUCUAAGGUUGAGCAAGAUAUACAGAAAAACUCAGCAAAGUCAAGUAUCAGAUGUUUCAUAAAACCCACAGAAACACUUGAGAGGUCUCUUGAAAUUAACAAACAGAAAGGGAAGAAAAGGAUGCAGAAAAGACCCAACUAUAAAAAUGUUGGUGAAGAAGAGGAAGAGGAGAGAGGAUCUGAAGAUAACCAAGAUGACCUUGAUAAAAGUAAAAGCACAGAAGCAAGUUCAAAGGGCGUAAGAACAAGCACUGAAAAUGAAGAAAUAGAGAUGGUAAUCAUGGAGAGAUGUAAGCUGUCAGAGCUGUCUAUCUCUGCUGUGACAGAACAGAAUACAACCGAUGAAGAAAAGAGUGCAGCUGCUUCUGGAAGUGAGAUAACAAACUGGAACAGGCCUUUUCUUGAUAUGGUCUAUAAUGCACUGGACUGUCCUGAAGAUGAUUACUAUGCCCUCUUUGUGCUUUGUCUUUUAUAUGCCAUGUCACACAACAAAGGACUUGACUCAGUCAAGCUGGAGAGAAUUCAGCUUCCAGCUCAACAUGCUGAAGAGAGAAAUUCAUAUAAUCAUGUCCUUGCAGAAAGGCUCAUCAGGAUAAUGAAUUAUGCUGCACAACCAGAUGGAAAAAUUCGUUUAGCAACUUUAGAACUUGGCUGCCUGUUGCUGAAGCAGCUUGUGUUUUCUAAAAAUGGCAGGAUCAUAAAAAGUGUUCACCUUGAUUGUCUUGAGGGUGCAAGGGAGGAAAGUGUUCAUCUCCUUCGUCGUUUCUAUAAGGGAGAAGAAAUAUUUCUGGAUAUGUUUGAAGAUGAAUACCGGAGUAUGACCAUGAAACCUAUGAAUGUAGAAUACUUGAUGAUGGAUGCCUCAAUCUUGCUACCCCCAACGGGGACACCACUGACUGGGAUUGAUUUUGUGAAAAGAUUACCUUGUGGAGAUGUGGAAAGAACACGAAGAGCAAUCAGAGUUUUCUUUAUGCUUCGUUCACUGUCACUGCACUUGAAAGGUGAGCUGGAAACUCAGUUACCGCUCACCAGAGAGGGAGAUCUGAUAAAGGCAGAUGAUGUUCUGGAUCUGAAUAACAGUGAUCUGAUUGCUUGUACAGUCAUAACAAAGGAUGGGGGUCAAGUUCAAAGAUUCCUGGCUGUGGAUAUUUACCAGAUGAGUUUGGUUGAACCAGAUAUUGCCAGACUUGGAUGGGGAGUAGUUAAAUUUGCAGGCCUUCUGCAGGAUAUGCAGGUGACUGGAGUAGAGGAUGACAGCAGAGCCCUGAACAUAAUAAUUCACAAGCCUGCCUCAAGCCCUCAUUCGAAGCCCUUCCCGAUCCUCCAGGCCACGUUUAUUUUUGCGGAUCACAUUCGCUGCAUCAUCGCCAAGCAGCGCCUGGCCAAAGGCCGGAUCCAGGCUCGGCGCACCAAAAUGCAGAGAAUAGCAGCUCUCCUGGAUCUUCCUGUUCAGCCUUCAACUGAAGUUAUGGGUUUUGGACACAGCUCUGGAGCUGCAGCCCAGCACCUCCCAUUUAGAUUCUAUGACCAGUCCCGGCGUGGGAGCAGUGACCCAACAGUGCAGCGUUCUGUCUUUGCAUCUGUUGACAAAGUCCCUGGCUUUGCUGUAGCCCAGUGCAUAAAUCAGCACAAUCCAUCCCCACUCUCGUCACCAUCCCCUUCCAGUGGCAGUGGCAGUACAGGACGCUGUGAUUCAGUGACUGCAAGCUCGACAUCCACUCCUUCUGCUGCUCAGAGCCCAGCAGAUGAUGCUUCAGCUCCAGAGCAGCCUCUGAUGGCCAGUUCCAGUCAGACAGUGUUGACUGAUGAAACUCUUUCAGCUGUUUCAAAGUCCAGCAAAAACGCUGUAAAAACCAGUGACACAGAAACAGCCAACCUGUCUCCCAGCCUGAUUCCUGCACAGCAGCCCACAAUAUCCUUAAUCACAGAUGACAACACGGACACGCUGAGCGUGGAGUCGCUCACACUGGUGCCACCAGUUGAUCCACACAGCAUUCGAACAUUCAGCUGCAUCCCUCAGGCCUCUUUGCCGUCUGAAGUUGAAGCUGACAAGGUGAAAGAGGUAGAGGAGGAAGAAUGUUCUGACUAAAGCCACCAUGCAGGCUCCAAUAAAUAGCAAAGGAAGCGCAACCAAAUUGUGAUUUGUUUUUUCUCUGGGAGUGCAGAUACUUCUGGGGGCUUGAGAGGCCUCAGGUCCACACGAAGGGACCAACUGGUGACCGAGAAUGUCAGCAGCUUUUAGACCCAACAUCGGAUACUCAGCAUAUCUGAACUGGAGAAGAGAGGAAAAACCCAACCUUUUGAACCUGAAGUGGUUCUUUCCUACCAGUUAAUGUCAUACAGGAACAUGAACGUAUUUCAGAGAACCUACUGUCUUUCUAAUAGGAACUAAUUAAUUGAAAGGUCUACAGUAUUAUGUCAAAGUGAAGAGAUUUUUGGAUACCCAGAUUCAUGGUACUGCAUUAUUGCGUCUCGGAAACAAGAGACGUACCAUUGACCAGAAAAAAUUAUAUAUUGUAGGACAGAGGUAAAACUUCCAUUUGAGUCAGGGUAUGUUUUUUCAGUUUGGUCUUUGGUUUGGGUUUUUUUUUUUUGUGGAGGGGUUUGGGGGUUUUGUUUGGUUUUUUUUUGUUUGGUUUUGGUUUUUAAUCCUGAUCUUGUUCAUCUUUUGGAUGUCUGCACAAUACCAGCAGGCUUGGCCACAUUCAGUAUUGACUUGGUAGGACUCCAGACUUAAAUAUGUUUUCCAUAUGAAAUAUUUAUUUCAAGGUUUGAUUCAAAGUUAAAAUACAAUGCUUGUUCAGAUUAACAUAAGGGAUUUUUUGAGACUGCUUUAGUCUUUGCUUAGUCGCCUAGAGAGGAAUGUAAAAUAUUUUAAAAUAUUACUAUAGCUUGUUUGUUCACUUCUGACAGUCAAAUUGCUACACAUCUGAGGAAUGGUGAUAUCCCUGCAACUGAGACAACUUCAAGAAGCAGACAGAAGCAGUUUUACUCUAAAAAGGUUUUUCAGAUUUUUCAUAUUCAUGUAGGAAGAAGGUCACCAUAUCCAACUGCUAAUUCCUUUGCAAGUCUGAUCUCGAAAGGUAUUACAUAAUUUUUUUCUCCCUUUCAGGGAUAGUAUUCCAGUUAAAUGGCAUUGCUGCAUAAAAGUUCUGAGUUAACAUUACUUCCUAGAUCCUGACACCAAAUUGACAGAAAAGGAAAAGAUGUUGAUUAAAGUUUGGAAUGUUCUCUGCUGAUUUGAUACAUAAUUAACAUGAAAGGAAUUUAAGAUUUUUCAUCAAUUUUCAAGUAAGUUAAUUUAAAUGAAUAGCAGAAUGAGUAGAUUGUUGUUGCUGGUCUGUUCGUAACACUGUUGGCAAUUCCACAAAGGAGGACUGCUGUUUACUUGGAAUUGAUUUCAGUCACCACUGCAAUCUAUUUCCUUAUUCAGUCUCUACUGGCAUUGAGUUCUUACUAAAUAGUUGAAUUUGCAGAGUUUUUACCCACUUCCCAGCUGUUUAUUGUACCUCUUCCUGGCUGUCAUAGGGAAUACUUGAAGUGAUUUUUCGGUGUUUUAUAUUAUAUAUAUAUAUAUAUAUAUUUAUAUAUAUAUAUAUAUGAAAUUGACUAAUUCACAAGUACCACUUUUCUCACUUUUUGACUUCUUCACAUAAUAAUUGGAUCUUUUCCAACUGGGUAUAUGGGAUGUCUGCUACUGAAUGCCAGUAAUUUUUUUCCCCCUUAUUAACUUUUUCAUGCAGCUUUGAUUUCUAAUUUUCUGUGACUUUUACUUUCUCUCAAAUUGAAUUAACUGAUACUCUGACCAUUCCAUAGUGGCACAAAUUCUAAAUGAACUCCAAGUUAGGUGUCCUCAGCACUGCAGUAGAUUUUGUGUGAAAAUCUGGUAUUACUGAAAUAAAAGCCUAUUUUUUUGGUCUUUUUCUCUCAUGCUUAAGAUGGAUUUGCACUGAUGCAGUCACUGUUGCAGCUAAUGUGCAUGUACCUGAACAAGCCUAGUUAUCAGUAGCAAUCUGGGCACAAAGACCACAUGAUUUUUUAUUAGCUGAACUGAUUGCAGUCUAGACUUUCUCUAAAAUUUUGCAGCAUUACACUGUAGUUUCAGUAAUAUUCUGAAGACCAUUAUAAAGAAUACCUCACUUAAUCUGAAAGCAUUUUAUGUUAGUUACUAACCUUAAAUUCUUGACCAAGAUUACACAAAAUACCACUGUGCAGGCUGAGUUCCCUUAAAUAAAACCCAUUUUAGACUUGAAAACCUUGAUCUUUAUUUAUCUCAUUUCAAAUUCAGUUCUAGCAAGGUUAGACCCAUGCACAAGGAGUCUCUUCAGUGUAUAUGCAUAAUCUCACCCCUGAGCUGCACUGCACAAGAAAUAGGGCAAAGGGAAAGAAGGGUGGCUUUGUGCUUUUCAUUACUUUUGAGUGGCUUUUAAAUUUCAUGAUCACUUGUCUGGUGAGUGCUUCACAGGAAGUGACCGAGAUAGGUACUGUUAUUAGGGAAAUAAAAGAAUAGGUCUGCUGUUCAUUUGCCUGAGCCUCCUCUGGGGGAAAAACCUCUUUCUGAGAUCCAGUCUAAACCUGCUCUGACUCAGCUCCAGCCGUUUCCUAAUUAAGCAGUAAGAUAUGAGUGACUGUAAUUUCCACACUUACUGCAAGUGUCUUGGGGUGAUUACUUCAAGCAGUCCAGAAAUUCAGAAACUGCCCUGGAAUUGUGUCAUUUCAUGUCAGCAGUAAAAUAAACUUUAUGCUUGAAGACCUAGGUGAGCUAUCAGACAAACAGGUCAAACUGUGUAAGGAUGAAGCCACUUCCUAAAAGUAAACACUUCACUCACGUGGUGCUGUCACUCUGGUGUAAUCUGUCCCUUCACUGCAGGAGACGGAGCUCCAGAAUAGCCUCAGGACCAGUGGCACAGACCACCAGGGAGCAGUAGUCAGAAACGCCCCCCCCAAGCUAAAUAGUCUCUUCUCGUCUUCACUUACCACCUAAAGUUGAACUUAGUUUUAAAAGAGUAUUGCCCAGGGAAGCAGCUGCUGUCUGGGAGAAUAAAUGGUUUUAGUCCUGUAGUUGAAUCAGAGAUCUGCAGAGACAUUAGCUGGGGUCAGAGAGAUCAAGGCCUUUUGCCUCCAAGGUAGUUAGUCUCCUUCCUUCUGACAACCUAAUGUAGCCAUCUAAAUACAUGUUGAAAAUUUUCUUCUGAACUGCUACUGUCCUUCUUGAAAGAGUUUUUUGGUGUGUUCCUGCUUCACCACCACUGCCGCUACCCUAGGAUGUCACUCACCUGCGCACUGCUCUUCUGUUAUCUCGCAAUCUUUGGAGAAAUUCUCCUGUGCUUGCCUGCUGUAUUUCUCUUGACCUUUCCCAACAUUUGCAGCAUGAAUUAGAAAAAUAGAGUAACUCUUCCCAUCUCCUAUUGGAUUCUGAAAAGCAGAGGGUGAUCCAAGCAGGGCUUGCUAGGGUGGGAUGUUUUUAGGUGUUGGGAGGGGAGUAGUAUUCGGGGGUUUUUCUGCUGCUCAGGAUUUGAGCAGCAACAAAGACAUAGGAGAUGCAGUUCUUGACUGAGUCUCAAAAGAGGGUUCUUUCAUAUGGAAACAUAUUUUUAUAUUACAUUUGUACAGAAUUUUCCCUAUUUUGAUCUCCCAACAUUUUUAGAUUUGCACGUUGCUCAGAUUUUAUUUCUUUUGCAAGGUGUUAUAAAAUAUAUAUUUUGUGUUUGUUAAUGUAUUAUAAAUGUAAAGCUAAAUUUUGGUUGUCUAAUAAAUGUGCACUAUGGUGGUAGCUGGUUGUUUUGCUAACUUGAAUUCAUUGGUUCUUAAUAUGAAAAGGAAAAACUUGUCAUUGUUGGGACUGUCUUGUUAGCAUAAAUAAAUGUGUGGAGUGCAUUUAUUUUAAAAGUAACUAAAAAUGGCUUAAGCAGGUAAUGACUAAGAAUGCUAAUAACAAAAGUUAAGGUCCAGACUAGUUCGCAGGAUUCUUUCAAGACGAUAAUCUGAAGAUUCAUGAGAUUAUUUUUUUUUUAUUGUUUCCCAUUACUUUUGGUUAUGGAUAUUCAUACUAAAGUGAGUUUAAGACACAGAAAUGGCAAUCUGAUCACUUCAGUAUGUAUGAGAAGAUCUGAGGGUUAGUGUUUGGGUGUAUUUAAGGACUAAUUGUGGCAGAAGUAUUUACAAUGCGCACGAAGAUAAUUUUUUUAAUAUUGAGAAUAGAUUCAAGUGUGCAGAUUUAUAGACUAUUACAAUGUCUAGGAGCUUUGUUUUGCCAGGAACAGCACUGAAUAUACAUUGUCACAACUUCAGUAAACCCUCUGGAAGUAUUAUAAACUUUAGAAGAUAACUUUAGGCAUCUCCACUUGUGAAUAGUUGUGUUGGUAUUUUUGUUGCAGACUUUAUCCUUCAUUUUUAGCUAUUUUGUAAGUUUGAUUGUUUUCAGUGCAAAGAGGGAGAAAUGUAUUUUUCUAGAAGAAUGAAUGUACCUGGGAUUUAAGCACUACAAAAAUCAUUUAAUGAACAUGGACUGUCCUCCUAUGAAAUAUAUUUCAGUAAAGGUGUCUGAAAUGUAGUUCAUUUGAGAAAAAAAAGUCCCAAACAUGCACUUACGUUUACAUGGAAAAAAGCCCAAACACGGUGUGAAUAAAAUUCUGAAAUGUCUUUCUACAGGCAAUAAGUAUUAAUUAUUUAAUGUAAGUUAUGUUAGACAUUUGGAGUAAAUGUGAUAUGUUAAUUUAAAGAACAAUGUAACGAAGGAUCUGAGAAGGGAGUGGAAUUAGAAAAUAUUGGUGUAUGUUUCUGAAAUCCAGGAUUUUGAGUCUGUAUUUGCUGGCAUUGAUAAUUUGUUGUGGCUAUUGAAAACCUGGACAAGAGCAAAGAAUAGACCUUUCUUUGUAAAUGGAACUUGGCAAUAAAAAUGGUGUUACUAAGAAAA
Messenger RNA from Cyanistes caeruleus (blue tit), 7999 nucleotides. RefSeq names its product C-type lectin domain containing 16A (gene CLEC16A). Gene Ontology annotation, biological process: vacuolar transport; regulation of autophagosome maturation; endosomal transport. The record is from RefSeq and is a predicted model, not a curated record. NCBI's taxonomy places the organism in Eukaryota, Metazoa, Chordata, Aves, Passeriformes, Paridae. Gene Ontology annotation, cellular component: Golgi apparatus; late endosome.